AUGGCACCUCAUCACAUCCGCAAAUACCAGGAGACUGACCACAAAAGGGUCCUGGAGUUGUUCUCCCAAGGGAUGAUCGAGCAUGUCCCUGCCACCAUUCACCACAUGCUGAAGUUGCCACAAACAUUCUUGCUCUUACUUGGGGUGCCCAUCGCCCUACUCCUGGUCUCUGGCUCUUGGCUCCUGGCUCUUGUAUCCAAUGUCACCCUCCUUGUUUUCCUAUGGCUGUUGGCCAGACAGCCUUGGAGGAAGUACGUGGUGGUGUGUUUCCAGACAGAUCUUGCAGAUAUCACCAAAUCCUACCUGAGGGCCCAUGGUUCCUGCUUCUGGGUGGCUGAGUCUGGGGGCCAGGUGGCAGGCAUAGUGGGUGCUCUGCCAGUGGAGGAUGCCCCCCCAGGGAGGAAGCAACUGCAGCUGUUUCACCUCUCUGUGGCCUUGGAGCACCGAGGUGAAGGACUAGGGAAAGCCCUGGUCAUGACUGUCCUCCAAUUUGCGAGGRCUCAGGGCURCAGUGAGGUUGUCCUUGAUACUAGCAUAGUACAGCAGGCUGCUCUGACYCUCUACCUGCGCAUGGGCUUCCAGAAGACAGGAGAGUACUUUUAUAACACGGUCUUUAGACUAGUGUACCUUUCUACCAUUCGUUUAACAUACUUCCUCCCAUCUGCUCAGGAAGGAGGCCCAUGA
Molecule: messenger RNA, 684 nt
Organism: Urocitellus parryii (Arctic ground squirrel)
Lineage: Eukaryota; Metazoa; Chordata; Mammalia; Rodentia; Sciuridae
Product: N-acetyltransferase 8F1-like
Molecular function (GO): N-acetyltransferase activity
Source: RefSeq, a predicted model, not a curated record